This is a messenger RNA of Dryobates pubescens (Downy woodpecker), 4014 nucleotides long. RefSeq names its product coiled-coil serine rich protein 2 (gene CCSER2). NCBI's taxonomy places the organism in Eukaryota, Metazoa, Chordata, Aves, Piciformes, Picidae. The transcript is spliced from 11 exons. The record is from RefSeq and is a predicted model, not a curated record. Gene Ontology annotation, cellular component: microtubule cytoskeleton. Gene Ontology annotation, biological process: microtubule bundle formation. Bases 315 to 3491 code for a protein of 1058 amino acids. Gene Ontology annotation, molecular function: microtubule binding.
CCGGGCGGGGCGGGGCAGCCGGUCGGUACCUGAGGGCGCAGAGCGCCGCGGCCCUGUCCGAGGAGGACACAGCGCCGGCCUACGCUUGACCCGGCGAGCCUGCUGUUAACGUCUCGUUCUGUCAAAUGUACUUUGGCACAUAAUGAAACGUAGGCAACCUCAGCCUUAGAGUUGGAGGAAGUCAAGCCGUUUAUCUUCAGUUAAAGAAAGCAAAACUGAAUGGGAACUUUAUGCUGUAGCAGAGCAUUAGUGUCCAGGCCAGUCAACAAAUUAAGAUUCAAGCACCAUUUAAGGACCAAUGUACCCAACAGCUCAUGGAAGAAAAAAAUCAAAUCAGGACAUCCUUGGUUUCCAGGCUACCGAAAUAUGGAAUGAAAACUUUAGGAGGUGUUUUGCAACCGAUGCCAAAUGGAACUGCUGUUAGUUUAGCAGGCAAUAAUGGUGGCAAAAAUUUGGGCAAGCACAAUGGCACUGUUCAUAUGUCUUCCUUUUCUUUCAACUGGAAAAAAUCAAAUAAGUAUCAACUUCAUGAUCAAAACAGGAGAGAGACCAACUCUAAACAUAACUAUAAUGAAAAAUUAACUGAUUCAGAAAAGUAUUCUCAAUCUCAAGGAGCAUUGGGUAAUGAUGUACUCAGGGUGGAUUUGAACAGUACUGCUUCAGUUGCAUCAAAAGCAGCAAAGCAAACCAAUAUGUUUGUAUCUUCCACUGAGGAAUUAAACCCAAAGUCUUUGCCUGGGCUCUCUAGUUCAGCAAAAUUCACCAAAGGUACCCUGUCAGGAAGGACCUCAUAUUCUGGACUCAGUGCUCCAAAAUCACACUUAAAUGGGUUCUAUGGAAAUAGGCCAGUGGUAGGCUUGCAGAGACCUAGAGCAAAUUCCGCCACCACAAGGACAAGUUCAGGAGAAAGCCUUGCACAAUCUACAGACAAUAGCAAGGCUUUUUCCUGUGAAAAGAUGGUAAGAUCGCAAAGCUUUUCACAUUCCAUUCAGAAUUCUUUCCUUCCCACUGCAUCUUUAACCAGGUCGCAUUCCUUUAAUAAAGCUGUGGAUCUUACAAGGCCUUAUCAUAGUCAAAAUAUAGCUGCCAGGACAUCUCAGAGGUCAAGUUUGUUAUCAAGAAACGCACAUCAGUUGGAUGUACCCAAUGGAAAUGAAUCCAUGAAGUAUGGAUUUACCAGGCCGUACUCUGGUGUGUCAGGUCCUUGUUCAAAGAUGCCCCCAGUGUCAAAUGGGUCUGGGUCAGCGCCUUCUUUUGGAUACAGAUUAAGUCGACCUUCUCUGCUGAAGCCUACCAGGCAGCGAUUUGUGGGAAAUAUGGUGGAUGGCCGCAGAAGUGCAACUCCUGAUACGUACAUCGUGGAGAACGCUGAAAUGUCGACAAACAUUAAUACAGCAAUUGAGAAAAACAAUAUUAGAGAGAGCAAUGCACGAAGAACAGAAUCUGAUGAGGGCUUGCAUGAAAGUAUAGGAAAGCAGGGCUCAAAAGUCAUGUGUAUGAGCGAUGAUGGAGAUGAAAUAUCUAUAUCUUCUUUGUCAUCCUCUGAAAAAAAUGACUUGAGUGAAGACUUCAGUGAUGAUUUCAUAGAUAUAGAAGACCCAAACAGAACUGUGCAAAUACAUCAAAAGGAGAGCUGCCUUCAGGAACUGGAGCAUGAAAGUGUAACCUCAAUUGAGCCAUUCACUUCUCUCAAGAAAAGUGGAGGAUCUUGCUGUAAUGCCGAUGACUGGCUUGAUAUAAACGUGUCUGUGGAUGAUAACAGUGAAAGCACAAAGGAUACUACUGAGAAUGUGAUUUCUCCAGAGAUGAAUUACAGAGCUGGGUCCUCUUUUGAGCUUUCUCCAUCUGACAGCUCUGAUGGCACCUAUAUGUGGGAUGAAGAAGGAUUGGAGCCUAUUGGAAGUGUCCAUCCAUGUGGAAGCUAUGAAUCUUCAGAAAUGAACAGCAUAGAUAUCUUGAAUAAUCUUGAUUCGUGUGAUCUUGAAGAUGAUGAUCUCAUGCUUGAUGUGGAUCUGCCUGAGGAUCCUCCUCGUGACAAAGAGGAAUGUGACAAUAUGAACCGUUAUGAGAGACAAGACAGAAGUGCAAGGCAGCAUCAGGAAGGAUUCUGGAAAAGAGCACCACAGCAGCGAUGGAAUGCACAGGAUCACUAUCAUCUUGGCCUUACUGAUCACUAUAUUCAUGGUAAAAAUGAUUUGAACAGGGGAUCAAACUGUGUAGAAUCUCCUAUUGGUCACUUGGAAAACUAUGGAGCACCAAAUUAUUACCAGGCUCCAAGGCAGCUGGUGGGUGUACCAGAGAAUACUGUGAUGCUUGAUGAAAUGACUCUUAGACACAUGGUCCAAGACUGCACAGCUGUGAAAACUCAGCUGUUGAAACUGAAGAGAUUACUGCACCAGAAUGAUGAAAAUGUGUCUGCCCAGGACAUCUCAUUCUCAAUUCCAUCAAGUCCAGAACCAGAAGAACAUGAGCCAACUUUUAAGAUGGCUGAUCUGCUGAAUGAGAUCAGGCAGCUUAAAGAUGAACUGAAGAAGAAGGAUGAAACAAUCAACCAAUUAGAACAUCAACUUGCUGUUAGAUGUAACUGCCAGAAAGACAGUCAAAGACCUACAGGGACAACAUGCGCGUAUGCUGAUAAAUUUACACAAACCUCCUGGAGGAGGAGUUCUCCUCAAGUACUACAGCCUUCCAGCAGCCUUCCCACUUCCACAGACCUCGCCCAGGGAAAACUAAUAAAAAUGCCACGUAUCGAGGCCCACAGUGAAUAUCCUAAACGUGGUCUGCGUGAAAAUAGCAAUCAUCAGAAUCGAAAUGCUGCAAAUGGCGCUCUCCCAAAUAACCUGACUGACGUAAACUCUGUAAAGAGCACACAGUCAAACAUAAAAGAGGAGAAUGCAUCAUAUUUGGAAAAAAUGAAAAAUAAAACCACUGAAGACACUGGAGAUAUGACUUGUAAUAAGGAGGGUACAUUGCCAUCCCAUUCCUGUUGUCAGGCCUCUGCACAAGCUGAUGCUAGAGAGAUGCAGACUGAAUUAGCUGUGAAAGGUCAACCCUCAUUCACAAAUCAGGCUUCUCAGCCAAAGACUUCAAGAAUCGCAAAGCCCCCAAAUGCUUUAGUGCCUCCUACGAUGGCCGUUCUCCCACGAUCUGCAAAUCAUUCCACCGCUUCCAAGGAAUGUGAGCUUCUACCAUUAAGUAGCUCAACUCAGCUGCAGACAACAUCUGGUCAGGAUAACCUGAAGGGUAAACAGAGUCAGAAAGUGUCUAAACUUCGCCCACCAACUAUGUCCUUUGUUAAAUCUAAGCAAAUGAGCAGUCAGAAAUCCACACUGGUACCUCCAGAGCCUCAAAACACCUUUUCGAAGACUAACAUCCCAAAGCCACCAGUACAGAGGAAAGAAAAUGUGCAAACACAGAAUAGCAGUUUGCAUCCUGGGGAGACUUUGCCCUCCAGUCGGCAAUCCCGCCUCCCUAAACCAAAGAUGCAUUGAAGAUGUACCUACAUUUCAGCAAAUGAUGCCAUACAUGAAUCUACUCUAUUUUGAUUGCCUUUGAGGCUACUUUAUCUACAGCCUGCAAAUCCUGAGUGAAUAGUAAAAUUAGCUUUUUUCUUUAGCGUUUGCAUCCUCUAGCCCAUUCAGUUUUCAGGCUCAUGUUAUCCAUUGUGCAGCUUCUCUUGUAUUAAAGAUUGUUUUGCCCAGUGAUCUUAGUGAUUAGGCAAAUACUGAAGUCUUGGUGAUCACGAACACCAGAACGCUGCACAAUGUUAUUUGAGGAUAGCAGAAAUCAGGGGUUUUUUUACCUCUGUUUGAGUUGUCAGACAAUGAAACUACUCUUUGGUUUAACUUGGUUCUGAGUACUCGUUAGGUUAGAGUGGUGGAAAAUUAGACUUGCUAGCAGAUGUUUCAUUGGCCAUAAUUCUGACUCUGUAUUCCAGAGGCCUAUGCAAAAAUGCUCGUAUUUAUCAUUAUCUCAAGACUGACAUAUUUAAUGUUAUUUAAUCUGAUGGGGGGG